GUCGGCAGCAACGUCUCUGCUAAGAGGUUUGGCCUGCAGCAUUUUCACCGGCAGCUGAAGCUUUUUAAAAGCUUCUAAAAGUUAUUUAUCUCCAUGUUUUCAUACGAGGGAAUCGGGAUUUCACUAUAAGAAUGAAUGGUAAAGUUAUUGGAACGGGUCCAUACCGGGCAACCAAGCUGUGGAAUGAAACCAUUAAACUGUUCCGUGGAGGCUUGCCGCUGAGAAGGCACUGGGCGAACUUCCGCUCCUAUGAUUGCAGUUUCACAGGAGCUGAGGCUGUCGAUUAUCUGCACGAUCUGCUGAGGCGCAAUUACAACUUUGGGCCCGAAGUGACUCGCUACCAGACUCUGCAGCUGCUCAGGAAGUUCCUCAAGGCUCAUGUAAUCGAAGACAUCAAAGGACGCCACGGGACAGAGGACUUUGAAGACAAUGGCCAUCUGUACAGGUUCCCCCCACUGUCUCCCCUGAAAUCCUUCCCAACAAAGCCUCUGUUUAGAGACUGCGGUGACCUUCCCAGACUCAUUCGUUGGGAUGACUACGAAGAAUUACCUCAGCGGGAAAACAUAGCACCACUGAAGUCUUCUGUCAUGACCUCAGAUCUGUGGAAUAAGAGGCACAGUGUUGCUAUUGGGGAUGUGAAUGAAUGCAAGCUCAUACGAAGGAAGGAGAUAACUACGAAGCAAGUGGACCACAUCUGGAAAUCAAUGACAGCUGAGCAUUUACAGAGAGUGUUGGGCCUAAAUUCACUGGAUGGCGUUUUAAACCCUACGCAUGUGAACGGCAAGCACAUCGUUCACAACGUGUUCAGCGUUAAUAAGACGGGCAUAGUCGUACUGGAGAACAAAGCAGAGGACAUGCCAUAUUGGGUGGUAUCAGCAAUGAAAUGCCUCGCCAAUUGGCCGAAUGGCAAUGGAAGCAAACAGCCGGCGUAUCCUGGUUUUGAGAGGGAUGUUCUGAAAACAGUAGCGGAUUACUUCCAGAGGCUCAAAGAACCACUGCUGACUUACCAUCUCUACGAAGUCUUUGUCAACAUUCUCAGUGACAGGAGGGUGGCUACUGAAGCUCUGCAGCUCAGCACCCUCCUACUGCCCCCCCCCAACAGAAGACGCCUCCAGCUUCUCCUGCGGCUCAUGGCGCGUGCGUGCCAGAAUCCCCACCUGCCCCCCCUCAAUGACGCCAUCGCCACCCGCACACUGAUGGUGCAGAUGUUCUCCCACUGCGUCCUGGGCUCUGUGGAUGAGAUGGACCUGGACGAGCUGCUCUCCACCAAACUGGUGACCUUCAUGAUGGAGCACCACAACACCAUCUUCCAAGUCCCUGCAAAGCUGCGUAGCCAGGUCCAGGAGCACCUGUCCCACCUGAAGAGAGCUCAAAUCAAAUACGCGGGUUCAGACACAGACUUCAGCGCCUCCCCAGCUUUCUGUAAACAGAUUCGCAGGGUGGAGUCGGAGGAGCAGAGGGUGAUAGGAACGCAGACCCCGCUGCAGGCGCUGCUGGAGGGCCUGAUCGCAGACAGAGAACUCCCUGCCAAGGACAAGAGGAAACGCCUCAAACAGUUCCAGAGGUCGUACCCGGACGUCUAUAACUAUCGAUUUCCCACGGAGGAAAGCAAAGCUGCUGCACUGCCUGAGAAAGCCCCACGACUCAAACCUCACCUCAUGUUCCUCAGGAAACCUUUCCAGCCCUUCCAGAGGAGCUGGAGCUUCAGAGCGUGAGGAACCCCGCUGACACAUCUACUCUCAUGCUGUACACACAACUCUAACUCAGCGUCAUGAGGAGAACACUGUGGCUGUAACGGUACUCUGGCCAUACAAAUAAUGUUUAAAAAGAAUAACUGGACUAGGCUGUAGCACUGUUAACCUAAGAUAAUACUGUAAAGGGUUGGUUCACACAAAUACACUUAAUUAUAAUAAUAAUAAGACAUCCUAACUGUUUUACUCUUAGCACUAUCUGAGGCUGCAUUUACACGGGAACGCAAACAAACCGAAUUCGAUAUCAAAAAAGUCUUCCGUUCACACGGAUACGGCUCAAUAAACGGGUCCCUUCACACGAGACCGCUGGAGACGCUGUAGUACAUACGCCGUGCCUGUAAGUGGCGCUGUACUUCCACCACAAAAUACACCAAAAGCAGCGAAGAAGACCCCCGAGCAUGGCUGCCAUGGUUGCCUGGUUGCCCUUCUGUUUAUUCUCCGCGGUGGAUUUAGCAACAUGUAGUUCAUGUAGUUCUCCAUGUCCACUUGUUGCUGAUGGUUGUGGUAGAGGAGCUGUAGAUUUUGCACUAACAUCUGUAGCAUGGUCAGUAGCUACUGACAGUAGCUACUGACCAUGCCACAGCAGUGAGCAGCAGAGGUGGGGAGAGGCGGGGCUAUGGCUUCAUCGUUAUCAGGAAAUGAUCGUAUAGGGCGUACACACUGAGCCGUUUGGCCCCCCAGAGCGUUCCGUUUGCAGAUCUAUCCACCUUGGGACCCGUUAUCGUUUUAGGGGUCCAUUUCCGUGGUUCCGUUAUGGCCUCGUGUGAACGAACGGGCUAUACGAAAGAGAAAAGUAGCAGAUACAACCCGUUUCGUUCCCGUGUAAACAGCACCUAAAUGUCUGAAUUGACCCUUUAAAAUAAUACAUUUUUACUGUUGCUAGAUGACUUGAACAAAGUAUAGGAAAGGAUAAUGCACUAACAGAACCACUCGUGUUUCUUAAAAUGAACUCUCAUAGUUGUUCAACAAAUGUAUAUUGGUACAUAAUUUACUAAAAUACUGUACAUUAGAAAUAUCAUAAGCAGGCAUGGCAUUGAAUGACAUUGGCCUUGCUGUAUCUUGAUUGAAUGAAAUGCAUUUCUUAAUAAUUUGUUUACGAAAAGUAAAUGAUCAAAGAGCAUCAUACUCGCAAAGCAUUUCUAUUGAUGUAUAAUUUUGUACUGUUUCAUAUUCAGAUCAUUUCUUGAAUAGGCCUUCAAACUGAUGUCAUUUCAUUUGAUUGACUCUUUGCAAUGCAAAGAGCAUUUCAUUUUUAUAAAGACUGUUUAUGUGAUAUUGAAUCUAGGCAGCUCCAAGACCAAUAUUAUCUAUAAUUGUUAUCUUUGUCACUUAAUGUCAGUAAACAUAUCACAGGAUUGAUAAGAAAUGCAGCAUAUGUGAGGUGUUGCAUAACUGAGAAGCUGUAUUGAAAUAUAGAUGACAUAACAUUUAUAACUACAAAACAAAUAAGGAAAAAUGUGAUGAAAUUGCUUAAAAUAUGGUACAACUACAUUUAAAACAUUUGAUAUCCAUAUGCUAAACCCUAAUCUCAGAAAAAGGAAGGAAAGGCUAAAUCAAACAUUUCUCAUGUUACAAACGGUCCUUUCUAAGCCCUCCUUCCAGAUGACUGGACGGGUCCUGCUGCACUACGACUCAUUUCAUGUUUUUACUUGUUUUAUUCUGUAUAUAAGAACUGUUUUAUUCAUUGUUACAUAUUUCAAUUGUUCAAUUUUGUCAUUUUUUAUUACCUGCUAUUCUUUAAUUUCAAUUUUUAAAAUUGUUAAUUUUUAUUAUGAUUAAGUACUGAUAUUCCUAUAUGGAUUUCAAUUAAUGCUCUUAAACAAAUGUAAUAAUGCUGGAAUAACUGUUACCCUUGAAUUGCUGCUCUUCGCUGGAAAAAUUCAACAGAAUGAAAGUGAAUGCAUGUUGAUACUGAUUUUUCUAUAAAUAUUCUAAUUGGCAAA
Molecule: messenger RNA, 3694 nt
Organism: Gymnodraco acuticeps
Lineage: Eukaryota; Metazoa; Chordata; Actinopteri; Perciformes; Bathydraconidae
Gene: depdc1b
Product: DEP domain containing 1B
Exons: 11
Coding region: 132-1715 (527 amino acids)
Biological process (GO): intracellular signal transduction
Source: RefSeq, a predicted model, not a curated record